AUGCAACCUCAGGCAGGGCCUGUUGAUGUCGCGGGCACGCGGACGAUAAGGAUUCUGCCACCUGGCCGGACGAUAAAGGAUGAGUACGACUUUCUUCAGUGUCUGCACGAAGCAGGAGGUGGCCAGACUCAGGUGUGGAAGGCAAGUUGCAAAUCCUCCGGUGAGGACCUGAUCGUCAAGGUGCGCUCCAGGCGGUUCGCCCCGAAUGGGGAGUUGGUCUGGCAGUCACUCCUGACGCGGAUGCUGAACCUCGAGGGCCAUCAGAACGUCCUAGGCCUGCGUGAUGUCAUCCAGGAUGAGGGCAGCUACUACAUCGUCAUGGUACGCUGCAGUGGGGGUGAGCUCUUCGAUUUCCUGCAAACUGAGACUGAUGUGCCAGAGCGCGAGUGCAAGCGCAUCAUGCGCGAGAUUCUCGAAGCUGUUGACCACAUCCACGCCAGGGGUCUCAUCCACCGGGACAUCAAGCCAGAGAACAUCAUGUUCCAUGAUACCUCCAACGAGCCAGCCUCACCAAAGACGCCGGCGAGCAAGAAGGCCGUGAAGUUGAUCGACUUCGACACAUGCCAGGAGUACGAGCCGAAAUCCCCACGUGCGAGGCACAUUGUGGGCACUCUCGGAUACUUGGCUCCGGAAGCCUUGCAGGGCGACUACUCCCCGGCGUCCGACCUUUGGAGUGUGGGCGUGAUCUUGUAUAUCCUGAUGACUGGAGAUAUGCCCUUUGAACAGGACCCGCGCGGCUGGAUCAUAGAUUUACUCCGCGUCAGGAAAUCUUUGCAGAUCGGGUCUCGGACACCCGCCGCGUCCUGGGCCGACUGUGAUAAGGGUGACCUCAAGGAUCAGAGAGAUGACAAGCAGCAAGACAUGCUCGAGCAAGGGCAGUUCCGGCACGCGCAUGAGGAGCCUCUUAUCGCCCAGAUGAGGGACCAGUUGGGGGAUCUCGUGGAGCACUGUCCAGAGGACUUCGUGCACGACCUCAGCAUGUGCCGCUUUUUGAGAGGGCACGGCGGCGAUCCCCAAGAAGCGGCGCGAUUCAUGCGAAAGGCAAUCGAAUAUCGGUUGGACUUGAUCUCGAAGUCGCCCGUCAAGGAGAUUCGUGAGCGUCUCGGCGGAUGCGAGCAGGUAGACCUCGAAAUGCUGCCCAGAGCAGAAGAACUGCUCGACUGCUUUCCCGUGCGCGUCAUUCGAGGCCGCUCCAUGGACUCCUUGCCGAUUAUCUGUUCUGCCGUCCGCUUGGCCGACUUCCGGAAGUUGGAAUCUUUUGGAGAUGCGGCUAGAGACGACUUCAUACUGGCACAGCUGGAGCAGCGCUGGAUGGUGCUCCACAACCUCAGCAAAAAGCAGCGCCGCAUGGUGAAAUACUUCGAGAUUCGCGACAUGAAUGGCGCUGCGAUUUCAACCCUCAUGUCCGAGGGCACCAACCAGCUUUCGAAGAUAAAGAGCACCCUGGGCCUGGUCCAAGACUUCUACCCGGAGAUGAUCCAUCAGGUCUCGGUGCUCAACUCCACUUCUGCGUUCUCGGGGCUUUUCAACUUUGUCUCCCCGCUGCUGAAUGAGCGGAUGCAGGCCAAGAUCAAGGUCUCCGCCACCGGCCUCCCCUUCGAGGAGCUUGCCGGGCUUAUGGAGCCCAAGGCCCUGCACUCUUGGGUGCAGGAGACCAGCAAACAUCUCAGUUGGUCGCAUUUGGUUGUGCCCAGUGGUGGGAAUGAAUUCUUCUCGCGCUGGUUGCAUCCGGGAGAUUCGCUGGAGUGGACAGCCAUCCUCGAGGAUGGAGAGCAGGUGAUGAUUCACAGUGCCUUCCUUCCACAGGAUGAGUCGAGACAAGAAGAGCUGGCUUUCGUGGGCGAGGAGAAGCUGCUUCUGCGGAAAGCUAUCACCAGCGAGUUUGAGGCACCGGCGGAAGGCGUGGCCUCGGGUUCUGGAUGGGGACAGAAGUCCGUCUGCGAGGGCCGCGCUGAACCACCCUUGGUUGAAGGGCAAGUGAGCCUUCGCAAAAAUGGCCUUUCGUGUCGAGGUUUUUUCCGUGGAGCUCGGCCACUCCUCCGUGCGAUCCUUUGCGUCGCUGCGGUUACGGUUCGAUUCCGGGGAUCCAUGGCUCGCGAGAUUGGACUCGUAGUAAUCCUCUCCGUAUUUCACAGGGAUGAGAUGUUUCGAAGAGAAGCACCGCUUCUUCCAUUCGCAAGUCCUGAAUGCAGCUGCAAGAGAUAG
Messenger RNA from Symbiodinium sp. CCMP2592, 2205 nucleotides. The record is from the annotation of a GenBank genome assembly. NCBI's taxonomy places the organism in Eukaryota, Dinophyceae, Suessiales, Symbiodiniaceae.